AUGACAGAAUCACCUCCUUCUUGUUGUAAUUUUCAUUAUGAAACUGAUCCAAAGGAUUUCAAAAUUACAGAAGAAGAGCUUGACGUCGUUUUUACAGAUAGAGAUCCAGAUGAAUUUUUAUUAGAAAUCAAAAACGAAACGUUUACAUUUACAAGAACAAGAAACAAGUCAAACAUUAACAAAUAUACAUAUACAUGCUCACUAGGCUCAGAUGCACAUGCUGCGCUGCUUCAACGUUUAUUCGAACAAGGAAUUGCGACAGUUAAUUACAAGAACGCAGAGUUUUUCCACGACGCCUCUCUAAUCCUUUGCAUACCACGUCUUGAAGACCUAUCUUCUAGUUAUAUGGAAAAUGGCUUUAGAGAAACUCCAUGCAUUAGCAUUCUUUGGAAUAUCCUGAAGUGGUUUGCAGCCUUCUUAAAGCAGGUUAGUAUAUUUACAAAGAUUGUUUUAGUAUUAUGGGAUUUAAUCGGAGUUGGAAUUAUUCUGGCUUUCUUUUUCAAUACGAUCCUUAUGUUUGCAACAAUGGGCUUGUACGCUUUAGCCAACUCUCCUAUUCUAUUUGUUUUUGUUUUACUUCCGAUCGUUUUAUACAGUCUAUUCUUCGUUAAUAUUAUGACAAUUGCCGUUCAUGAGUGGUUUAAAUUUGCUGUAUACAAUCGAAAAUCUCCACUUUCAUCGUUACAAAUUUUGGGAACCAAAAUUAUCAAAGUUACUAAGUGGGGCAACUUUAUUAAGCAUAAAUACAUUCAUCUUGGAAGAAAAUACGAUAUUUUCCUCGGUUUUCUCUUCGUUGUAUUUAUAAUUGUAUUAAUUGUUUCAAUGUUUACAGAAUCCUUCGUUUUAGGUGUUGAAUUAUUGAUAUACAUAUUCGCAGUUAUACUUCCACCAGUGAAAUAUUUCAUUGUUAUCAUUUUGUACUCAAUUCAUGCUUAUUGCAGUUGUUUCAAGUCAUGUCGCUUGAGAUUUUUAGAAAUCAACGACUAUAAUGAUCCUUUCUUAAAUGCUUUAUACACAAGACAGCAUUUGUAUCAAGCUGUUUUAUAUUAUUUCCGAAAUAAAAAGUUUCAUGCGAAACUGACUAUAACAACGACCAAGUUGACAACAAUGAUCAAGAAGAAGAAUUAUCUGAAAUAA
Messenger RNA from Trichomonas vaginalis G3, 1137 nucleotides. RefSeq names its product lipase (class 3) family. The transcript has a single exon. Bases 1 to 1137 code for a protein of 378 amino acids. The record is from RefSeq and is a predicted model, not a curated record. Lineage: Eukaryota; Parabasalia; Trichomonadida; Trichomonadidae.